Messenger RNA from Rodentolepis nana, 216 nucleotides. NCBI's taxonomy places the organism in Eukaryota, Metazoa, Platyhelminthes, Cestoda, Cyclophyllidea, Hymenolepididae. The record is from the annotation of a GenBank genome assembly.
AUGUUGCGUGGUAUCACUGAGGACAAAGAGGUGACAGUGACUGAAUCUGCAGUAUCGUCGGCGGCGGCAGCAGCAGCAGCAGACAAAUUAUCUUUGUCAUCCUCCACGCUCUGUUUAGUCACCGAAUUCUCUCCCCUCGGAUCCCUUCUUGCCUUUCUUCGCUCACGUGGACGCACCGUCAUUACUCAGUCCGCUCUCCUCUCAUUCGCCACGUGA